Messenger RNA from Gamsiella multidivaricata, 1235 nucleotides. Its product is annotated as Aldo/keto reductase. Gene Ontology annotation, molecular function: oxidoreductase activity. Bases 60 to 1097 code for a protein of 345 amino acids. Lineage: Eukaryota; Fungi; Mortierellomycota; Mortierellomycetes; Mortierellales; Mortierellaceae. The transcript has 6 exons. The record is from RefSeq and is a predicted model, not a curated record.
AUCUUCAUCCACACACUUUCCGACCUACUCUAUUCAGACAGCUCCAAAGAAAUAGCAUCAUGUCGGCAAACAAGAGUAACAGUAACCUCCCUCGCAUCGUCCUUGGGACUAUGACUUUCGGACUGGAGGAGACACCGACCGAAAGUACUGUGAUCCGUGUCCGUGGAAAGAAAAAGGUCGGAGAGUUUCUGGAGAUGCUCCACGCCUAUGGUCACAUCGAGAUCGAUACAGCAAGGGUCUAUGGCCAAGGCGACACUGAGAAGGUCCUGAGCCAGCUGCCAACGGCCCAUUUCAAGAUUGCCACCAAAGUCUUCCCUGGGUAUCCAGGAGCACACGAUGCCAUCCAACUGCCCAAGAUUUUCCGCCAGUCUCUGGAAGCUUUGAAUGCCACCAAGGUCGAUAUCUUCUAUCUCCAUGCACCUGAUUACGACACACCCUUUGAAGUCACACUCAAAGCUGUCGAUGAACUCUACCGCGAGGGCCUCUUUGAGAGACUUGGAUUGUCCAACUAUUCAUCGUGGCAUGUGGCUACGAUUUACGAGCACUGUAAGCAGAAUGGUUACGUGCUUCCUUCGGUCUACCAGGGCAACUAUAAUGCCAUCAAUCGCUCCGUUGUUCCCGAGCUGCUGCCUUGCCUGCGACACUACAACAUCGCCUUCUACGCCUUUAAUGUCAUCAGCAGUGGUCUCUUAUCGGGCAAGUACAAGUUCCAGGAAGAUGAGAUUGCAGAGGGCAGCCGUUUCGACCCAAACACAGGAUUCGGAAGUGUCUUCCGCGAAUACUACUGGAACAAGCUCCACUUUGAAGGAGUCAAGGCCUUGGAGAAGGCCGCCAAGGCCAACGACCUCACCCUCCUGGAGGCGUCCUUGCGCUGGAUCAGGCACCACGCUGGCCUCACUGCUAAGGACGCCAUCAUCCUUGGAGUCUCGAACAUCAAGCAUUUUGAGGAGAACCUAACAGACCUCGAGAAGGGACCGUUGCCUCAAGCUAUGAUCGAUGCCUUUGAUGAGGCCAGUGAGCAUGUCAAGGCGGCAGCUCCGGCAUAUUUCCGAAGCCCUGAAACUCCCCAACUGCCUGUUAAUAUGAAGAAAGACUGAGCUGCUUUGAAGUGUCUAUACUCGCAUUGGUGUGCCAUAUCGGACAGACACUUUCAUAGGAUCACUCUAGAUAGAAGAGACCACCUGGUGACCUAUAUACCUAUAUAAAGGGAACCAGACAGCCUUAUUAAAGAUCCC